CAAGCCUACCGCCUGCCCAAGGAGGUGGAGGCUGAGGUAGCCGGGGAGGAGCGUGGGCGCCUCCUGCUGCCGCUGGGCUACAGCUCUCGGCGGGGCGGCCCGCUGGUGGAUGUGCUGCGCUGUGCCCACCUUGCCCCCAUAGACGCCAAUGGCUACUCGGACCCCUUCGUCCGCCUUUACCUGCAUCCAAAUGGAGGGAAGAACUCGAAAUACAAGACCAGUGUUCGGAAGAAGAGCCUGAACCCUGAGUCCAACGAGGAAUUCUGCGCAGGCCCACGGGAGGAGCUGGCGCGGAAGACACUGCUCGUGUCUGCAUGGGAUUAUGACGUGGGCACAGCUGACGACUUCACUGGCAGGGUGCAGCUGAGUAGCCAGGCCAGCGGGGAGCGCCAGCAGCACUGGCGCGAAUGGCUGGGCCGCAGUGACCACCAGCUGGAGCCGUGGCACCCGCUGGACGGCGUGCCCCUCCAGCUCAGCGACUAGCGGGGGUGCCCGGCCUGGCCCUGCUCACUGCCCGUCCCCCAGACUGACCCACGGCUGCCUCCAUGGAGCUGCGAGGACCUGGGGCUGCCUCACCCACCAUGUCCACCCCUAGUCAAUUGCUUCCUUCCUUCCCCCCUUUCAAACUCACCCCACUGCCAAAUCAUGAAGCAAGAAUAAACCUCUCCUCCAAACCAGACCGGACAGCCGGUUCUUUCCCUGCCCAUCGCCUCACAGGGCAGACUGGGCCCUGUCCUCUUU
Molecule: messenger RNA, 741 nt
Organism: Mesoplodon densirostris (Blainville's beaked whale)
Lineage: Eukaryota; Metazoa; Chordata; Mammalia; Artiodactyla; Ziphiidae
Product: double C2-like domain-containing protein gamma
Exons: 4
Cellular component (GO): membrane
Source: RefSeq, a predicted model, not a curated record